Molecule: messenger RNA, 438 nt
Organism: Yamadazyma jaroonii
Lineage: Eukaryota; Fungi; Ascomycota; Pichiomycetes; Serinales; Debaryomycetaceae
Source: the annotation of a GenBank genome assembly
AUGGGUAAAGGUAAACCAAGAGGUUUAAACGCUGCUAGAAAAUUAAGAGUCCACAGAAGAGAUAACAAAUGGGCUGAUAAUCAAUAUAAAGCUAGAUUAUUAGGAACUGCUUUCAAAUCUUCCCCAUUCGGUGGUUCAUCCCAUGCUAAAGGUAUCGUUUUAGAAAAAAUUGGUAUUGAAUCUAAACAACCAAACUCAGCUAUUAGAAAAUGUGUCAGAGUUCAAUUAAUCAAAAACGGUAAAAGAGUUACUGCUUUCGUUCCAAAUGAUGGUUGUUUAAAUUUUGUUGAUGAAAAUGAUGAAGUUUUAUUAGCUGGUUUUGGUAGAAGAGGUAAAGCUAAGGGUGAUAUUCCAGGGGUUAGAUUCAAAGUUGUUAAAGUUUCUGGUGUUUCAUUAUUAGCUUUAUGGAAAGAAAAGAAAGAAAAACCAAGAUCAUAG